This is a messenger RNA of Nicotiana tabacum (common tobacco), 854 nucleotides long. RefSeq names its product SKP1-like protein 11. Gene Ontology annotation, biological process: ubiquitin-dependent protein catabolic process. NCBI's taxonomy places the organism in Eukaryota, Viridiplantae, Streptophyta, Magnoliopsida, Solanales, Solanaceae. The record is from RefSeq and is a predicted model, not a curated record.
CUCGAUCUUCCCUCUCCACUCUCGAAAAAUACUCUGCCUUUUGAGUUUUACCUAGGGUUUUUUUAUUCCUUUCAAUUUCUCCUAUAAUCAUCCAUCAAUCAAUGGCAGCCUGCUCAUCAGCAUCAGCAUCAGCCUCAACAGCAACAUCUGCUGAGAAGAAGAUGUUGAUCUUAAAAUCCAGAGACGGCGACGAAUUUCAGUUAGAAGAAAACGCCGCCGUUCAAGCGAUAACCAUUAAAAACAUGGUGGAGGACGAUUACACUCUCAUUCCGCUCCCAAACGUCGAUACCAAAAACCUAACCAAAAUUACAGAGUACCUGAAGAUGCACGCCGAUGAGCAGACGGAGUCGAACGAAGAAGAAAUCAAAAAUUUCGACAAGGAAUUCGUUAACGCUACCUAUCAAGACCUGUUUGAACUUGUAUUAGCUGCUAAUUACCUUGAUAUUAAGGGUUUGAUGGAUCUGUUGUGUCAAGCGAUUGCUGAUAGGAUUAAGAACAAGUCGUAUAAAGCUGUGAGGAAGAUUUUCAAUAUCACUAAUGAUUACACUCCAGAGGAAGAAGAAGAGGUUAGGAAGGAACAUGAAUGGGCACAUGAAGGUGUAGAAUGGGACGAAUCUACUGAUUAGGUUUUGUUUAUGUUUUUUGUUUUUAGGGGUUUUAAAUUAAUUAGUUUCUGGAAACUUCUCUCGGAUUAUUGUGGUUUUAAGUUAAGAUUCACUGAUCUAUGUGUUUUGAUAUUUUUCCGUAUUUUCAGAGUUGCAAUUCUGGAUUCGUAAUUACUCCGCUAGAUAAUUGUAGUAUUGAAAUUCCAAUUCAUAUAUCAUCAAUUUUACUCUAAUGACCAGAAAGUGAUA